Messenger RNA from Aedes albopictus (Asian tiger mosquito), 1071 nucleotides. RefSeq names its product galectin-12. The record is from RefSeq and is a predicted model, not a curated record. The coding region runs from base 163 to 723 and encodes 186 amino acids. Gene Ontology annotation, molecular function: carbohydrate binding. NCBI's taxonomy places the organism in Eukaryota, Metazoa, Arthropoda, Insecta, Diptera, Culicidae. The transcript is spliced from 2 exons.
AAUGAAUGAACAGCCCAGUGUAACAUCCUUGACGGUAGCAUGCGAGCGAUAUUAUAUACUUUCUAGCGCACCGCUCUCAUGCGCUCAGUAUCGGGAGAGACGCCAACUCGCAAGCAUUGGCAAACCACGCGCGCGUAAAAUCUGUGAUAUUAAUCUGUAAUAAUGAACGAUCGACCGUUCCAGGCGCAAAUUCCUCGUAAACCGGCCGUCGGUGAUGAAGUGAUCGUCAAAGGUAUGCUUAAGCCGGAUGCCAGAGUGUUCUCGGUCAAUCUUAUAUUACCACAACCACCUCCUAUACAGAAAUCUCUUUCGGCUCCUUCAGAAAGUCCCGUGAAAAGCUCUUCAAAAUGCUGCGCGUCGUUUCAAACGAGUCACAGUUGGCCCUACAUUGCCUAUCACUUCAAGGUGGUUUUUAAUGACGAUGGAUCGAGUAUCGUGGUACAAAACUGGAAAAAUGUCGUUUGGCAAAAUGAAAAACGCACUCUUAGUCACAAUUUCGAGGACCGGACAAAGCCAUUUACUCUCAUCUUCCGGUUUCACCACGAUACGAUACGAGUGUUUGUAGACCACACUCACCACACUCCAGAUUAUGAAUUCGAAUACCAGCUACCACUCGAACGUAUUCGAACCGUCGAGGUCUGGGAUGACGUACUUUACGUGGAAGAGGUAACAUUUCGAUUCAAAAAUGCAGCUGAUCGAUCUCAAGACGGUGCUUCUAUGUAAGGCAACAUCUGCCAAAUGUCUAUCUCGCUUCAUUGAAAGUAAACAUUUACGCUAUGCAAAUGUGAGCAGCUUACACCUUAGUAUCUCAGUCACUAAAUCUGCUUGUUAUUAUUGGCAUUACAUCAAGAAACUCGAGCCUUAUUACAACCCUAAGGAAGCACCAUUUGUUGAGCAGUUUGUUUAUCGACGUGGAUCACCGGAAAAGUUUGAGUCACGAAUUGCUUGCGGAUGUUGCGCGCUACCAAUGCGGCAUGCAACCAGUCAGUAUUAUCACAUCGUUCUUCGAAUCAAUGCACUUAACACACCACGACACAAAUGCAAUAAAAUUAAAAUUUUAUCGAUUCCAUC